CGCCAAAGAGACGCGGAGAAAAUCGAGAAACCAGUUACAAGAAAUGAUUCUUCGAAGACUGUUCAUUUCGCUGAUCGGUGUUUGUAUUGUGAUCCGAGUUAACGCUUCGAUAAAGCGAUGUUUUUCGUGUAGAUCUCGCGGCGAAUUGGGAAGCUGCAAAGAUAAAUUCAAAUUUUACAAUGCUAGUCAACUAGAUACGGAAACUGGAGUCGAAGCUGUACCUUGCGCUUCAGGAUGGUGUGGAAAAGUCAUCGAAACCAGAGAUCACGACUUGAAGGCUGAAGAAUACGGAGUAGCUACUCAAAGAAUGUGCUUACAAAGAUCGCCCUCUGACAAUGAAGAAAGAUGCGACGAUACAAUAUGGAGUCAUAAGAAAGUUUUCAUGUGUUUUUGUCAAGGCGAUUUGUGUAAUGAUGGUAUUGCGAUUAGAUCAUCGUCGUUGAUUUUCAUUGUCACUUUACCUGUGUUAUUGUGCUGGGUUUGUAAACUUAUUUAGCUCAAUUACAGUUCCUCUUUUAUAAAA
This is a messenger RNA of Planococcus citri (citrus mealybug), 523 nucleotides long. Its product is annotated as UPAR/Ly6 domain-containing protein rtv-like. Bases 44 to 496 code for a protein of 150 amino acids. The transcript has a single exon. The record is from RefSeq and is a predicted model, not a curated record. NCBI's taxonomy places the organism in Eukaryota, Metazoa, Arthropoda, Insecta, Hemiptera, Pseudococcidae. Gene Ontology annotation, biological process: sleep; regulation of synaptic transmission, cholinergic; positive regulation of voltage-gated potassium channel activity.